CCCCCACGCCCCACCGAUCUGACGCUUGAACCCAUGGCUCCGCUCCUCCCCCGCGCGGCCCUCCUCCGGCCCGCCGCCCGACGGCUCACGGCCCGCGCCUUCCUGUCGAGCGCUGCGGCGGCGGAGGCGCCGUCCGGCCGUGAGGGGGCGGUCGCUGCCGCUGCCGUGGCGGUCGCGGCGUCCGGGCUGGGCCUGUGGCUGAUGCCCCCCUCGCUCGCGGACUCCGGCGGGGCGGGCGACGCCCCUGCGGGGGCACAGAUCUCGUUGGUAGGCGCCGCCGCCGGCGCUGGCGCUGGCGCCUUGGAGGAGCAAGGGAAGAAGAGGAGGUUCCUUCUCGGAGAUUCAUUCCGCAGAAGGGUGUUCUUCAAUUACGAGAAGCGGAUACGGCUGCUCAGCCCUCCUGAAAAGAUUUUUCAAUAUUUUGCGUCUGUGCGGAACCCCGAUGGGGAAGUAUUCAUGUUGCCUGCUGACUUGAUGAGAGCAGUAGUUCCUGUUUUCCCUCCAUCGGAGUCGAACAUAGUUCGGGAGGGGAGGUUAAGGGGGGAGCGCAAUCCUGGAGAGUUGCACUGUGCUCCAUCUGAAUUCUUCAUGCUGUUUGACACAAACGGUGAUAGGCUCAUCUCCUUUGCCGAGUACAUCUUUUUUGUGACCUUGCUCAGUAUUCCUGAGUCAAGUUUCAGUGCGGCCUUCAAAAUGUUUGACGUUGACCACAGCGGGGAAAUAGACAAAGAAGAGUUCAAGAAAGUAAUGGCACUGAUGCGAUCCUAUAACAGACAAGGAGCCACCCAUAGGGAUGGCUUACGUACUGGACUAAAAAUCAGCCAGCCUGUGGAAAAUGGAGGAGUAGUUGAGUACUUCUUUGGUAAUAGCGGGAACGAACCUCUACACUAUGAAAAGUUCACAAAUUUUUUGAAAGGAUUGCAUGAUGAGAUUAUUCGUCUGGAAUUCAGUCAUUAUGACGUCAAGUCAUCUAAUACUAUUCCAGCAAAGGAUUUUGCAUUAUCCAUGGUCGCUUCUGCUGACAUGAGUCACAUCAACAAGCUACUUGAUAGGGCUGAUAAUUUAGGCAAUGACCCUGAUCUCAAAGGAGUGCGCAUCACCUUCGAGGAGUUUAAAUCCUUUGCUGAUUUGCGACGAAGAUUGGAGCCACUGGCGAUGGCUAUAUUUACUUAUGGCAAAGUAAAUGGGCUCUUGACAAAGCAGGAUCUCAAGCGUGCAGCGCACCAUGUUUGCGGUGUUGACUUAACUGACAGAGUAGUUGACAUCAUUUUCCAUGUUUUUGACACAAAUCAUGAUGGGAAUCUGAGCUCGGAGGAAUUCGUGAGAGCAUUGCAAAGACGAGAAACUGAUAUUCGUCAGCCAGCAACACCAGGUUCUGUGGGUCCGUUGUCUUCCUGGCUGAACUUCAACACGUGUUCUGUACUUCGACAGAUGCUGCUCAAGUAGACUAUUUUCAUCCUUGACUCCUUGCUAUGUCUCGGUCGGAUUUCCAUCAGGGAGACGCCAAGCGAUUUUGAUGUAAAUAUCGUGUGGGCUGUCGAAGGUUGCUCUGUUACAUAGCAGCUGUAAAUACUUUAGUGCUUUUUCUUGCAGGAUAGAUUAUUCUUCUGUAAAUUAAGCCCCACGCAAAAUAUAGCUGAUACUUACAGUCAAAACAAUGAAACUGACUCUCAUAAGACUUGAGGUUAAAUGUUAAUCGUGUCUAUCUCCAUGGUUCCUAUAAUCCUAUGUGUGUACCGUGCUUCAAUUGCAUCUGUUGAUGUUUAUAUCUUAAGGUGAUUGAAAGGGCGAAUAUGUUUGGAACACCUCAA
This is a messenger RNA of Oryza brachyantha (malo sina), 1811 nucleotides long. RefSeq names its product calcium uptake protein, mitochondrial-like. The coding region runs from base 34 to 1446 and encodes 470 amino acids. Gene Ontology annotation, molecular function: calcium ion binding. The transcript has 9 exons. Gene Ontology annotation, cellular component: uniplex complex. Gene Ontology annotation, biological process: mitochondrial calcium ion homeostasis; calcium import into the mitochondrion. The record is from RefSeq and is a predicted model, not a curated record. Lineage: Eukaryota; Viridiplantae; Streptophyta; Magnoliopsida; Poales; Poaceae.